AUGAAGGGUCUAUCCUCAAUGAUAAAUAGAAAGAAGUGCAACGGUAACUCGAGCUCAAUAGAGACCGAAGGCGGCUUCGGCGCCGCUGAAUGCAACUCGAUAGAGUUGGAGGAGCAAGGCAAAAAAACUGAUUUUGAUCUUGCCCAUCUUGAGUAUGGKCAGGGCCCAGCAGCAUUAAGCGAGAAUGAUGAAGUAACGCCAAAUAUUCUCGACGCUGCGCAGGAUGCUAAGGAGGCAGACGAUAGUGAAAGAGAGAUGCCGCUCAUGACAGCUUUGAAAACGUAUCCCAAAGCAGCGGCUUGGUCGUUGUUGGUUUCCACAACGCUGAUCCAGGAAGGUUAUGACACCGCCAUCCUCGGCUCUUUCUAUGCCCUACCCGUCUUUCAGAAGAAGUACGGCUCUCUAAAUGCCCGUACAGGAGAAUGGGAGAUUUCGGUAUCUUGGCAGAUUGGGCUGUGUUUAUGCUACAUGGCAGGAGAGAUCGUGGGUUUACAGUUGACAGGUCCCUCGGUGGAUUUGAUGGGUAACCGCUACACAUUGAUUAUGGCGUUGAUGUUCUUAACUGCYUUCAUUUUUAUUCUGUAUUUCUGUAAAAGUUUAGGGAUGAUCGCUGCGGGACAGGCAUUGUGCGGUAUGCCAUGGGGUUGUUUCCAAUGUCUGACUGUGUCUUAUGCCUCUGAAAUCUGUCCUAUGGCGCUGAGGUACUACCUGACGACAUAUUCGAAUCUGUGCUGGUUGUUUGGUCAGCUUUUUGCUGCAGGCAUCAUGAAAAAUUCCCAAAACAAAUACGCAGACUCGGACUUAGGAUAUACGCUACCUUUUGCUUUACAGUGGAUCUGGCCUGUUCCUCUAGCAAUAGCGAUAUUCUUUGCACCUGAAUCCCCAUGGUGGUUAGUCAAGAAAGGAAGACUAGAGCAGGCAAAGAGGUCGCUCGAAAGAACACUAAGCGGUAARGGAGCCGAGAAAGAAUCACUGGUGGCCAUGGAACUGGAUAAAAUCAAAAUGACUAUAGAGAAGGAGAAGAAGCUGUCAGACGAUGAAGGCUCCUAUUUGGAUUGUCUGAGGGGCAAGGUUAAUCGGAGGAGAACGAGAAUAGCCUGUCUGUGCUGGGCCGGUCAAACUGUUUGUGGUGCGUCACUAAUAGGUUACUCAACUUACUUCUACGAGAAAGCCGGUGUUAGCACGGAAACAGCAUUCACUUUUAGUAUCAUUCAAUACUGUCUCGGUAUUGCUGCAACAUUUUUAUCCUGGUGGGCCUCAAAAUAUUAUGGUAGAUAUGACCUUUACGCUUGUGGACUGGCCUUCCAGACCGUUAUACUGUUCAUUAUAGGCGGUUUGGGAUGCUCCGACACUCACGGUGCCAAAAUGGGAAGUGGCGCUCUUCUAAUGGUCGUUGCGUUCUCAUACAACCUGGGGAUUGCCCCUGUCGUUUUUUGCUUAGUCUCUGAAAUACCAUCGUCGAGGCUGAGRACUAAAUCGAUCAUUUUAGCUCGUAAUGCGUACAACAUAGGAAAUAUCGUAGUYGCUGUUUUGAUUUUGUACCAACUGAACUCUGAGAAAUGGAACUGGGGUGCCAAGUCAGGCUUUUUCUGGGGAGGAUUCUGCCUGGCUGUUUUAAUUUGGGCUGUCUUUGAUCUGCCCGAAACCGCAGGUAGAACCUUUAUUGAAAUAAAUGAACUAUUUAGACUUGGAGUUCCAGCAAGAAAAUUCAAGUCAACAAAAGUGGACCCAUUUGCCGCCGCCAAAGCAAUCUCUGAUGAAAUCAACCAUAAAGAUCCCAAGGAAGAUAUGAAAGCUUCCGCCGAGGAGAGAGAGCAAAGCACCCCAUCUCUAAUGGAUUGA
Saccharomyces eubayanus is the source of this 1842-nucleotide messenger RNA. RefSeq names its product sugar porter family MFS transporter. Gene Ontology annotation, biological process: transmembrane transport; carbohydrate transport. The record is from RefSeq and is a predicted model, not a curated record. Gene Ontology annotation, molecular function: carbohydrate:proton symporter activity. The transcript has a single exon. Bases 1 to 1842 code for a protein of 613 amino acids. NCBI's taxonomy places the organism in Eukaryota, Fungi, Ascomycota, Saccharomycetes, Saccharomycetales, Saccharomycetaceae. Gene Ontology annotation, cellular component: membrane.